CUCGCGGUCCCGCAGCGCUUCUGUCUGUUCCUCUCGUGAAUCUGUCCACUGUGGAUCACAAACACGCGUGUCUCGCUAUUCUGUGGGAAUACAGGAGCUCAAUCGACUCUCAGUCACUGCUGCUGAUUUUACUACAGAUUAACAGGCUACAUCUUUCCUGAUCUGAUCACUCACUAUGAUGAAACGCCGUCCGCCGUUUGCGUGCGGUUCCGUACAGCAGUGACGCUGCAGUCGAGACCAGACAGACGAGAAGUCCAGGUCUGCGUUAAAAUGUCCGCGUGUGGUGAGUUUGCAGAGCACGUGUGGAAACCAGGCUCCUGUAAGAACUGCUUUCACCCUCGCAGUGCGCAUGCACAGACGGGCACAGCGGGCAUCAUCAGAAGCAGUCUGACUGCUGAAGACGAGGAUGGGUUGACGUCUCCCUCACCCUAUAGUAAACCCACCAUCGCUGUCAGACCCACUAUGAUGAACAUGGACAUCGCAAUGGACAUCAACAUGAACAUGGAGCAGGAGAACCAGAAAAGCUCCAUUGGACUGAGGAAAGCUCUGCAUUUGGCUCCUUUGUUCAUCGAUAGCGGCGGAUGUAAUAGGACAGUAAUGCAGAACGGGGUUUCUGGAAAGAAGGAAUAUCCCGACAAGUUCCCCCAAAGCAUUUGUUCACCCACUGGAUUAUCCAAAGACUGCAUGAUUAUCAACAAUAUAUUUGUGAGUCAAGAAAACGGCUGCGGCCCACAUAAUUGGAGAGACGGCGACCCCUAUAGACCACCGGCACCAACGAUCAAGAGCACUUACGCAAAUGGAGAUUCAUGUCUUCACCAAAUGACUGAAAGAACCCUGUCAAUCGGAAACAAUGAUGGACUUAUGAGCCCUCUGAGGUCAUCUAUAGAGGAAAGGCAAACACCUUUGGGAGUCACACAAGGGAAGAGGGUUAACAGAACUUCUAAUGUGACGCACAGUACCUCACCGUCCUCUACAGUGACUCAAGACUUUCACGAAAACCUGUCGGACUCUUGCUUGGAUCCAAGCAGCACUGGUUCCUUAAAGGGACUCCCGAGCCCUCAAAACUCCCCAGAUUCUGCAAGCGUUCCUCCCAACGGACUUGAGGAAAGUGAGCCGAUCUAUGCGGAGAGCACCAAGAGGAAACGGCGAGACGGGAAGUCACCGCAGUCCACCGAGUCCGAAUUGGAGGUCAACAUCAAUGAAAGUCAAAGGGCAACCAUUACUGUCAUCGCCGCUCAUACGGAGGAGAACAACCUGACGUUCUACUUGAGCAGCCCGGAUUCUGCUGUAAGCACCCAAUGGACCCACUUUAGCCCCACGGCACCCAAAGAUGUGUCUAGCACAGCGUUCACUUGGCCAAAUGUCCCCGAAACCACCGAAACGUUCCCUGUACCUUGUAACCAACCAAAGCCUCAAUCUAGUCCCCCAGUACCCCCAAAGAUCAACACUCGGUCGCCAAGACUUGGUACCUCCAGUCUCUGCUUGCUACCUUUACCUGAGCUCAGCUUCCAUUUGGUUCUUCCUCCAAAAGAUAUGACCCCCGCUCCCUCCCAAGAGAUCAACCACCCCCCUGGCCCAGCUUAUGCCCACUCGGAGCGGAGACUCAAGCCUCAAAGUGCCAGGAGUCUUGAGGGUUGUAUUGAUGAGGUGGAAGAAGAGGUUGAGCCAGAGGAGGGUACGACCCAGAGAGCCGGCUCUUGUGGCAGGCCGGGCGACUUCAUCAAUGGACCUGCUGUUUGGGGCUGUGAGUCUAAAGAAUGGAGUGAGGGCAGAGCAUCGCCAGGCACCAACACAAACAAAAGCACCAGUCAGAUGCAGACUGGUGUCCCAGCGGAGGACAACAGAGUGAGCGAGAGCACACUUACCAGAGUCGUCUCAAGCCCAUCUCCUCUUGACAACUCCACCGAACUCAAUACGGAGAAAGCCGCCAGUCGAGACCCGGUGCCACCGCCACCCCCUCCUAAGAAGCACCAUCGGGUGUGUAAUCGUUUGAGUGGCAGUAAUAUGGAUCUGGAGCGCAGCAGUCAGCCGGGAUCAGUGGAGAAUCUCUGCCAAUCAAUGCGAGGACUAAACUGCUGCACAAACGCAUCUACAAACAGUCUACAAGCGCUGUCAGACGCCGACUCCACCUUCUGCUCUUGCCCCUCCCCUUUUCCCAGCAGCCCAUUGGCCUCCGCCCCAGUGUCACCGCAGCCUGAUGUGUUUCCUAGCAACAGUCUUGCUCAUCAGCUGCAGCCGCCACCGUUACCGCAGAAGAAGCUGGUGAACCGCACAACGACCGUCCUCAGUGAAUCAGGAGUCAAACUGCUCGUCCGCGGUCGCCCGCGGCUCCCGUUCAGCUGCUCGGAAAGUAACGUGAGCCACCCGGACGCCGCGGGCCCUCUGCGUAGUCACCCGUCCAGUCCGGUGGAGCCCCGCCCCCUGUACUCCUCCAGCGAAUCCCUGGAGUACUGCCCACCUCUGUGCUCUCGAACCCUGGACGAGCCCAGUUCAGAGGUCACGCGACGGCUCAGGGGUCACAGCCGCGGGAGCAUCACGUCCAGCUCGUCGCCACAGCUCAACACGCUGCUGUCCACGCCACCGGCCGUGGGCUCGACCCUGCAGCUGCACACGCUGCUCAGUAACAUGGACAGUCGCGAGGGGAUCUACUCCAAACUGGGCGGUCUGUACGCGGAGUCGCUUCGGCGUCUUGCGCUCAAGUGUGAGGAACAUUUCACACGCAGCCAGAGAAGCCCGCUGCGAUUCGACGAAAGCAACUGGUCGCUAUUUAAACUGACGUGUAAUAAGCCGAGCUGUCUGUCUGGAGACGCUGUGUAUUAUUCUGCUUCCUGUGCCUCAGACUCCCACUACACGUAUGCUGUGAAGAUCUGUAAGGGUCAGUCGGCUGACCGUAAUCAGGGUCAUCUGUACGGUCUGUCUGUGCAGCAGAAUCUGCCGGCUCACUUUAACCUGCAGCAGGACUGCGGUCACUUCAUCGCAUGCGUGCCGCAGAGCAUGUUACCCGGUGAACAGAGCUCAUCCAGUGCGCCGGGACCGUCCGAGCAGGAGCGCGUGGUGGUCAUCACGCGAGAGGUUCCUCACCAGAGCGCCGCCGAUUUCGCCAAAGAGUGGGAGUCGUUCCAUAAGGCGCAACCGGAAGUUUACGAGCGGCGCGUAUGCUUCCUGCUGCUGCAGCUGUGCACGGGACUGGAGCAUCUGAAAUCGCAUGGGGUCACGCACCGCGACCUCUGCCUCGAAAACCUGCUCCUAGUACAGCACCGACGCUCACCCGCAGAAAACGGAACGAGUCCCGACCCGCAGCAGCAAUGCCUGCCGCGUCUCCUCAUCAGCAACUUCUGCAAAGCCAAACGGCGCAACGCAGGCCACGCAACGGUUUGCGCCGAUCCACGCCUCACUCGGGACCACGCCCGCCUGGCGCCGGAGAUCGUCUCCGCCGCGCAGUAUCGCAAAUUCGACGAGUUUCAAACCGGCAUUCUGAUCUACGAACUUCUGCAUCAGAGCAACCCGUUCGAGGCGACGCCCGCGCUGCGGCAACAGGAGUACAAAUGCGACGAUCUGCCACCCAUCCCAAGCGUGUCGAUUUACUCGGCCGGACUCGAAAGACUCGCUCACCUGCUUCUCGAGCCCGACCCGGGGAAACGCAUCCACAUCCAGGACGCCAAGCGGGUGUUGCAAGGGUUGCUGUGGGGGCCUCGGCGAGACCUCCUGGAGCAGCCGUGGGUGUCCGCGGGUGCCGCGCGGCGGGUCGAGCAGCCCAGACACGAGGGAUUGUUGAACUGGUUGGACGUGAAGCGCGCUCUGCUCAUGAUGAAGUUUGCGGAACGCUCGCUGGAGCCGGAACGGAACGCCGAGCUCGAGGAUUGGCUCUGCUGUCAGUAUUUCUCCUUGGCAAACCCCAAAUCACUGUGUCAAGCCGCCGAACUGCUGUACAAUGUCAGGUUCUCACACUGAAGUCUCAGACUAUAACACGUCAAUUCCUGCCAGCAAAUGCAUGACGUCCGUUACUACACAAAUCAGACAAGUGCUUAAAAAACAAGAUAUGGACUUGCAAAACUGGAUUUUGAAAAUUGGAAAAUGACAAACGCAUCUCAUCCGCAUGUGGCAUGGAGUACCAGCACAGACUCGUCCACACUCCACUACGGAAAACGGACCAAAACCACGUAUUAUGUAAAACGAUGGACACGUCGCACGGAGUCGGAUUGGUGUGGACGUGCCCCGAGAGUUUGUGCUGGAACAUUCCACGGAUGUAUUUAAUCUUAUUUUUAUGUAUUUUGGGGUCUUUGAUAUGAAGUGACAUUUGCAUUUUUCAUCCCCUUGUCAAAAGAAAAAAAUACGAAAUUAUAUUUUGCUUAAAUAAAAUUCCACCUAUUUUUGGGGCCAUGAAGAUUAUUUGCAUUGUGACAUUAUUUGCAUUUUUUAUUACUAUUAAACACACUUUCAUCACUGUAAUGCAAAAACUAAAUCUCAUUUCUGUAAAACGAUCAUGAAAAUUCGCAGCAUAAAUUCAAUUCAAAUACUACCGUGACGUUAAAUAUUUUAAUUUACUAAUGUACUUUAUGAUUUAAAUAAAAUAUCGAAGUUUAGAGUAAAAUGGGCUUAACUGCCGUUAAAAUAAUGUCAAUGCAAAAAAGUUUUAAUAGUCGUGAAAUAGGGUUCAUAUUUGAUUCAUUCAUUAAAACGUAUCGUUUUUGAAUUAUUGGCUGGACAGAUUCUUUUUUUUACUUUCUCCCCAAUUUUGGAACGCCCAGUUCCCAAUGCGCUCUGAGUCCUCGUGGUGGCGGCCCAAUUUGGUUGCUAAGGAGACCUGGCUGGAGUCACUCACCACACGCCCCACCGAGAGCGAGAACCACAUUAUAGUGACCGCGAGGAGGUUACCCCAUGUGACUUUACCCGCCCUAGCAACCGGGCCAAUUUGGUUGCUAAGGAGACCUGGCUGGAGUCACUCACCACACGCCCCACCGAGAGCGAGAACCACAUUAUAGCGACCACGAAGAGGUUACCCCAUGUGACUCUACCCUCCCUAGCAACCGGGCCAAUUUGGUUGCUAAGGAGACCUGGCUGGAUUCACUCAGCACGCCCUGGAUUCGAAUUCAGUGUCAAUACUCGCAGAGGUAUUGAAAUAGUAUUUUAUUUCAGUUAAUUUAUAUUUAGCAUAAAUGAAAAUACGGCCCGUUUAAGGACCUUUUCAAUUUAUUUGCAUUACGACAUUAUUUAAAUGACAAUAAAACACAUUAUACAUAAAAUUCUCAAAAAAUAAACUGUCAUUACCAGUGUUGGGUGUAAUGCAUUACUAAGUAAUUAAUUACUGUAAUUAAAUUACUUUUUCAUUGGGGAAAAGUAAGGGAUUACUCUUAAUUUUUCAGUAAUUUAAUUUCAGUUACUUCUGAUGUAAUUGCGUUAAAUACUGUUACAAUUCUAUAUAAAACAAUAGUGAAUUUAAAAUCGAAAUGUAACAUCUGUUACUCCGCCCCUUUAAAUUCUUUGGCCAGUUCAUGAAUAAUUGAUUUGCUUGUAAACGAUUUAUUUGAAAGAAUUAAAGGAACAGUUUCAUGUCUCUCCUUGUAUCCUCUGGUCAAAGUAAUCAGUAAUAAGUAACUAAAUUACUUGUCGGACAAAGUAAUUGGUACAGUAAUCUAAUUACACUGUAGAAGAUGUUAGUAAUUAAUAACUUUAUGACAAUCAUCCAUUCUGGAUACAAUUUAUAUUAAUGCUCAUUUUUAAAUUUUAAAUUAAAACGGAGUAAAACUAUGAUGAACACUUAACAAUUGUACUUCUUAAAAUAUACUCUUAUAUUAAUAAUAUAUCGUUGUUUUUUAUGCGCUACAGUGAUGAAAAUGUUUUGGGUCUGAUUGGAUCAUAAAAAUAAAACGAUACUCGCCGGAUCUUUUGAAGUUUCUCUCAACGACUUUAAGAGCGUCCGCCGACCGACCUUUUGACCUUUCGUCAUCUGCAUCUCAUAGAUUUGAGUUUGUUCUGCCAGUAAAUCUGUGUAGAAGAACAGCGUCUUCCGGAAGUGUGUGUGUGUGUGUCGUCCUCAUCAGAGCAGACAGACGGGUGCUGAUGCGGCAGAAAUCACAUGUGCAGAUGCAUCGUCAUAGAAACCUAAACAUAGAAAAAUGCACAUUUAAAUUGAUUGUGUAGAAAUUGUGAAGCAGGUCUUAACAGCAGUUGAUCUGAUAUCAGAAACAGUAUGUUGAUAUGUUUAUAACACUCUUAUUCUUUUCAUUUGUUUUGAAUGUGUAUUGGGAUGUAACGCACAAUAAGCUGUUUGGUGUUUAAAAGCGGCACCAAUUUUCCAUUAAAGACUCUUUAAACGUGACACUGAUAUAAACCGUCAAACCGGCCUGUAUGAAAUCUGCAUCUUCCAAUAAAGUGUCAAAUAUUUUCACAUAUUACUUGUUGUUGUUUGUCAGUGAGUAAAUGAGAUGAUGGUGUAGAAAUGGAAAUUCAACUCUGGUUUCUCAAAGUCCCCCAUAAGGCAGAAUUGGCCAAUCGUAAGACGGCACAUCGGAGAACAGUCUGGCUGGUUUCCCUGAAAUCUGCCCGGUGAUUCCCGAAAACAGUCUCGCCCUCAGAUUUGCAUUCUACCUUCCUUCCGCAGUUUGAAACUCAGAUCGGCUCUUUUGUCAUAGGUGGAAUGUGUUGCCAUGGAACGCCGGCCAAUGGAAUGCUGCAGCCGAGAGUCCCAAACGACCC
Molecule: messenger RNA, 6696 nt
Organism: Xyrauchen texanus (razorback sucker)
Lineage: Eukaryota; Metazoa; Chordata; Actinopteri; Cypriniformes; Catostomidae
Product: inactive tyrosine-protein kinase PRAG1-like
Biological process (GO): protein phosphorylation
Molecular function (GO): protein kinase activity; ATP binding
Source: RefSeq, a predicted model, not a curated record